Culex quinquefasciatus (southern house mosquito) is the source of this 1572-nucleotide messenger RNA. It is a transcript of the gene Gdap1, whose product is annotated as ganglioside-induced differentiation-associated protein 1. The record is from RefSeq and is a predicted model, not a curated record. Gene Ontology annotation, biological process: mitochondrial fusion; mitochondrial fission. Gene Ontology annotation, cellular component: mitochondrial outer membrane. NCBI's taxonomy places the organism in Eukaryota, Metazoa, Arthropoda, Insecta, Diptera, Culicidae.
CAAUUUAUCUAGCCGCGCGCGCUUCUAUCUCGCGAUGAUCGCCACUAUUACGCGUGAGCAGCCCAUCAGUAGCGAGGUGAAUCUUGAAUUGUCCGCGCUGGGCCCGUCGUCGUUUCGUCGUUCGUGUACCCAUCAGAGCAUGAUGAUAAUUACUAGUGAUAACAUGUGAUCGCGCGCGCCAUCACCGGUCUGAUGUGUGUUUUUAUCUCUCUGUGGUGCAAAAUUGGAUAACAUCUUGUGCGUUACUGGAGGAAAACGAGUGCAGCAGUUUUGUUCUGAUCGAUUACACUUGCCCCGAUUGCUAGACCUCUGGAGCCGGGACCCCAGACCAAGGAUAAGGGACAGAUGGAGGAGACCAAGAUUAAGCGGCCGGAAAUUGUCGGCGAUGAUUCGCUGGUGCUGUACUGCAACCAGUACAGCUAUUACUGCCAAAAGGUGCUGUGGGCACUCGCCGAAAAGGACAUCAAGUUCACCAAGUACGAGGUUGACGUCGCAAAUGACGAGCACUUUUCGGAAUGGUUCCUCGAGCUGAACCCGCGGGGGGAGCUGCCGGUGCUGCAAAAGGGCCUCAUGAUCGUGCCGGGUUCGGGCCGGAUUCUGGUUUUGGAGGAAAAAUUCCCGGCGAGUAAAUCAUUGCGGUUGCCGCUCACUGCUGACAAGAAGCUGGCCAGUUUGAAGACAACGCUGGACAAGUUGCCGAUUGGAGUGCUGACGGUGGGUUCGUUUCUUCAUCCCAACUCGGUGGUUUCGCCCAAGUCACCGUUUGUGCAGCCGGUUCGCUACACAAUCCUGGAGCGUGACGAGUCCGUUAGUAGUCGAUUGAGAAGCUACGCCGAAUCAUUUCCAGCGUUCAGCAACGUGCUACUCAAGAAGGCCGAAUUUCACGAACGAAAGCGCGAAGUUCUCGCGAGCAGCCAGUACUAUGCCAGUUUGUUGGCUGGAAUCGAUGACUUCCUGGCGGAGGUUGAAACACUGCUGGCCAAAGUGAGCACAACCGAGUGGAUCGCGGGAGAUUCGUGCACGCUGGUCGACAUUGGGCUGGGUUGUCUGCUGUACCGCUUGUACGUGCUAGGGCUGGAGGAUCGAUUCUGGACGGGGGGCAAGAAGCCAGCGCUGGAGAAGUACUUUCGCAGAAUUUUGCCCUCGGACAACUUCCAGAGCACGCUGCCGACCAAGACGACCCUGUUGAAAACGAUCUGGCUGAACACACCCUCGACGUACAAAGCAGGAAUCGCGGCGUUUUCUUUCUCAUCUAUGAUCAUUGGAUCGACGCUGCUCAAGAGAUAAAUGGACGCGCGCGCGGGAACGCAAUAAGAGAAACUUGAUUAGAAACUUUGGUAGAUUUUAUUCACUUAAACCGUUCGUUGAUAGCCAAUCACCGCAAGAUAAGGCUUAGGAAGGAAAAUGUCCUGAUUGAAUCUGAUACGUUUCCUUGCUUACAUCGAUAAUUAUGGUCAUCAAAUAGCUUCGCUUCUGUUAUCACUAGGUGUUACAAACUUUUUGAUUAGACUCAUUUCUUCUUUCGAGCGUUAACAAAAUAUUGCAUCAGUUCAAUAAACUAGGAGGAUUAAC